AUGCUGACACGCUGGUUUUUUAAGCGUAAGAAGUUGAUUUCAAAGCACACCCACCGUUUGACCAUAAAUGUGGAGGAAAAGAUUGAUAGGAGAAUUGGAAAGGGGGAAACUUUCAGAGUUUACCCUGUAACCGAUAGCCAGCUGCUUGUUAAAGGCGAUACAAUUGACUGCUUUGUUGAUUUGGACAAACGGACUUGUUCUUGUGGGAAGUACGACCUCUUGAAAAUCCCUUGUAGAGACGCAAUAAAAGCUGGUUUCUUUGUUGGUAGAGAACCAUAUACAUUGACUGAUUUUUUGUAUACCACGGGAGCUUGGAGAGAAGCUUAUCAAGAAAGCAUAAAUCCCAUUUCAGUUCCUGAAGAUGGUUGGUCUGUUCCACAAGUAGUGGAAAAUUCUGAAGUGCUACCGCCUGAGACAAGAAGAUCUCUUGGAAGAAAUAGAAAACGCAGAUAUGAAACUGUUGAAGACAAAAUCCGAUCAUCACAAGGAUCACAGGGGGAUCAGCUUCGUAAGUGCAGUAGAUGUGGUCUUGGUGGUCAUAAUAGAGCAACUUGCAAGAUGCCAAUAUAG
This is a messenger RNA of Brassica oleracea var. oleracea, 570 nucleotides long. RefSeq lists its product as uncharacterized. Lineage: Eukaryota; Viridiplantae; Streptophyta; Magnoliopsida; Brassicales; Brassicaceae. The transcript has a single exon. Bases 1 to 570 code for a protein of 189 amino acids. Gene Ontology annotation, molecular function: zinc ion binding. The record is from RefSeq and is a predicted model, not a curated record.